AUGUCUCUCUCGCUGAUUCCUGAUGAUGAUCACCGGACGGCAUCGGGCCAAGUGACCUGUGCCAUUGGGAAGAAGCUUGUGUUCGGAAGAAAUGAGAUCGACAAGGAAGACAAGAAGCUUUCAAAGCUCAUCUCGUUCGUGCCAUGGUUCCCUGUCUUCGGCAUCUUUAACCUCAGCAUUUCUGACCCCUCUCCUUCGCUGCAGUUCGUGGCGAGGCUUGAGGCCAUGGACGCGGAGAGCGCGAGAAUUACAAGGGUGGGAAGGACGGCAAUGCACGUGAUCCCGAAAGGGGAGACAGGAACUCUCACCAUGUGCAAAGAGGGGGAGGAAAACGGAAGAGAAAAGUCCACGGAGGUGAUGUGGCUGGGCGAUCAAGUGGUGAUGGUUGGGAGCAAGAAACAUACCUUCGUCCUCCUCCCUCAAGGCAAGACGUGGUUCCAGUGGGCUGAGCAGCACAGAGAGGAGCAGGAGCACCGGCUGCUGGAACUUAGGGGGAUUGGAGGACAGAGCUUGACAGAAGAAGAGCUGGCAAGGAAGGACGAGUUGAAAAUCAAGAUCGCAAGACGGAAAGAGGAGGAUGAGGCUCGCACGGAGGAGCUUCGAAAGAGGCAAGUGGAAGAAGCAAAAACCAGACCAGACGCGGUCGAGGGGGUAGAAGAUGAGAAAGGAGAACAGAGCACGAGCAAGCGAAAAGGGAUUCUGUCGGCGUCUGAUCAUGCUGGCCUUCCUCCACCACCACCCGCCUCCACCUCCGCCCUCUCAGCUCUUUGGGAGCCUUCUUCUUACCUGGAACCAGCGAUUCUCGGAGAGGAUCUGCCAGAGUUCCAAGACAAACAAGGAGGGUCGAAGUCUCUUUCUCAGCAUGAAGAUUUCUACACCUCUCUGAAGCCCUCCCUCUUGAUCUUGGGCUCGCUGGAGGAGGGCGACAAGGUGUGCGUUGAGGAGCAGAAGAUCCGCCGACAAUCUCCCAGCGUGUCCGGGGGUUUCUCGCGCUUCAUGAAGAAGCAGGUGAGGACUCUUGCAGACCAGCUGGGGAUGAGCUGGAGCAGAGCAGGGAGGUGA
This is a messenger RNA of Guillardia theta CCMP2712, 1062 nucleotides long. RefSeq lists its product as hypothetical. The record is from RefSeq and is a predicted model, not a curated record. The transcript has 5 exons. Bases 1 to 1062 code for a protein of 353 amino acids. NCBI's taxonomy places the organism in Eukaryota, Cryptophyceae, Pyrenomonadales, Geminigeraceae.